UUGGUCGAUUUAAGGUCUCCUCGAUUUCAUUUACAGUAGGAAAAGGGUGUUAUUUUGUUUUGUUCCAAAGAAAAAAAUCUGUAAGUAUAUUUAUAGUUAUUCAUCAAAUCUUACAUUAUAUUUAUAAUAUUAUUCUCCUUAAUACUUUUCUCUUCAAUCUAGUUUAAUUGUCCUUAAAUAUAAAAACCCUCCAACCAUUUUGAAAUGGAAGCCGCCAAGUAAAUAGAUGUUUAGUAGAAUUUGUUGUUGACGAAAAACAGAUUCACCUAAUCAAUUAUAUUAUUGAUGGAAACACGAUUCAAUUCUUUUUAUAUUUCUUAAAAACAGGAAUGAAAUAUGAAAAAGAUGACCUAGAUAUUAAAUGUGCAUAAGAAAAAUUAAAAGAUUUUAUUUAGUAGCACAAUUAUUUUCGUUUAAAAAACAGCAGUCAGUAGCAGCAAUAAAGAAAACAGCGUUUAGGGAAGACUAGUUAACUUUUUAAUAGAAUAGAAUUAUUCUUAAAUGGAGCAGCCAACAAAAAAACGUAGACGUGGUCCGUAUGGCAAAGACAAAUUUGUUCAUUACUCGGUUGACUGUUCAGUUAAAGAACUAAAACCAGCUGAAUCACAGGCAAACUGUAAUGCCGAGACUUUAAAGGUUUUUCAGUCACCUGAAAUAGAGGUUUUUGAGACUUCUUAUGCGGCAGUUUUUGAGAACCAUGUUACAGAUGUUGAGUCAAGGGCGGAAGAUAAGAGCACAACAACAGAAACAGAUGAAUGUAAUUCCUCAGACAUAGAGAAUAUUUAUGACUGUAAUUCCCCAAAUAUAGAAAAUAAAGAAAACUGUGAUUCACCAAAUAAAGAAAAUACAGAUGACUGUGGUAAUUCACAAAAUUUGGAUGACUGUAACUCAAAAAAUUUAGAAAAUAUAAAUGUCAAUGAUUCACAAAAUGUUUACAUGAACUCGAUAAGAAAUGAUGAUCUUGAUACUAGCUUUCAAGCGGGCCCUACUUUUCCUAUUUUUCCUACUUUUCCCUACUUUUUUGUUUGAACCCUACUUUUCCCUACUUUUUUCUUGAAAUGCCCUACUAUCCCUACUUUUUUAAGAAAAAAAGCUCGAGGAUCAUUGACAAAAAAUCCAGUUUAAGUAGUAGAUUGAUUUUGAGAUAAUCUUUAUCUCAAAUUAAAUAAGAAUCAGAUGCUAGUUUAAUUGUAGGAAAAAGUUGAUGAAAGUAGGUCAUCAGUGGUGCAAGAGGGGUUCCAUGAUGAGGAUGGUUGGAGCUGACUUGGCAGAAUCAGCAACUUUAGGUGAGUUUGCUUCUAUAGAAAUAUUACUAGGUGUUCAAUUAUUUUUUAUGUUUCAUUCAAAAUUAUAAUAUGUUUUUGUACACAGACUAGCUUCUCAAUGUUUCAUUUCAAAAUUAUAAUAUGUUUUUGUACACAGACUAGCUUCUCAAUUGUUUCAUUUCGAAAUUAUAAUAAGUUUUUGUACACAGACUAGCUUCUCAAUGUUUCAUUUCAGAAUUAUAAUAAGUUUUUGUACACAGACUAGCUUCUCAAUUGUUUCAUUUCAAAAUUAUAAUAUGUUUUGGAACACAGACUAGCUUCUCAAUUGUUUCAUUUCAAAAUUAUAAUAUGUUUUUGAACACAGACUAGCUUCUCAAUUGUUUCAUUUCGAAAUUAUAAUAAGUUUUUGUACAAGGACUAGCUUCUCAAUGUUUCAUUUCAAAAUUAUAAUAAGUUUUUGUACACAGACUAGCUUCUCAAUUGUUUCAUUUCAAAAUUAUAAUAUGUUUUUGAACGCAGACUAGCUUCUCAAUUGUUUCAUUUCAAAAUUAUAAUAUGUUUUGUACACAGACUAGCUUCUCAAUUGUUUUAUUUCAAAAUUAUAAUAUGUUUUGGUACACAGACUAGCUUCUCAAUUGUCUCAUUUCAAAAUUAUAAUAUGUUUUUGUACAUGUUUUUGUACACAGACUAGCUUCUUAAUUGUUUCCCAAUGAUGCUUAUACUGUCAGAGGACAAUACUUGCCAACAUCUUUGAGCAUUAUAUAGAUUUUAGGCAAUGUUUGGCAUAUUGGCAAGUAUUGAACUUGCUCACUGUGAUCAUUUUGUCCUAAAUUUUCAUUGAAUCAAAGAAACUGGAAAAAUGUAGUGAAUGUUUCUGAAAAAUAUGUAUGCUUUAAUUAGAUAGAUUUUGAUAGCUUUAAUAUGGUGUGGGAUUAGGAAUCUUGAUGUUAUAACAGAUAAUUUGUGUGUUUAGGCUUUCAGUGUGCCAAUUAUUGGUUAUAUAACCAUUAAAGAUGUGAGAGAUUGUUGUUGCAUCCAAAGUUUACAUAACAGGCUUUUUGCUCUCUAUCAUUAAAUAUAUAUUUUUUUUAUAUAUUAUGGCAUAAAUACUCAUAUAAAUACUCUACUUUGGAAUUAUCUGAGACCUACUUUUAACUUACAUUUCUUGCAAGUGUCAUUAAGUUUCUUUUUAAAUUCCAUUUUACUAACAAUUUAUUAUUUCAGGUCCAUUAAUUUAUAAAAUUAACUUCACAAUGCCACAUGGACUCACAAAAUUUAACAAUGCAUGUUAAUAUAUAUGCUUUGCUCUGUAGUUGUAUGCAUAUAUUUCUUUGGGUAGCAGACAUGUAGUUCUGCAUUUAAUACAUUAUGAAGUGUAAACCUUUGCUUUGAUUUGUCAGUUUUGCAUGUACUAACUUUGCAUACUAACUGCUUGUGUAUAUAUCUUAAAAUUUACUUUUGAUUGUUACAAGUAUCUAUUUUGCAUGCCCAUGUAAACUCCAUGCAUAACUAGGAUGCUAGUAAACCAUUGCUUUUUUAACAUUUACUCCUUUUCAUUCAGUGUGUUAUAAUGCUAGUUAAAAAAUCAUGUUUUAACACCUAUCCUUGUUGUAGUCUGUGUUUCACAUAUUAUGCUAGCUAAAACCAUGUUUUUGCACAUAACGUUUUUCUUGUUUGUAUUUUGUAACAACCAUGCUAUCUUAAACAAGGUUUUAACACAUUUCCUGUUCCUAGUCUUUGUACAAAAACAUGCUUACUUAAUGUUUAAUGUUUCUAAAUAAUAAUAGUCUGUUCUGACAUAUUCAUUGUUUAUAGUUUUCUGUUAUUAUUUGGAAUUGGAUCUAAUAGAAAAAAUACCAAUUCCAGGUUCAUGUCUAGAUUCAUCCUGUUGUGGAACCCCUAUUGAAACACUGGUGACUGGUUUCCUAAAUGAAGAAAAUGCCAUGGAUAUUAGUUGAUAAGGGUCUGUAUUUGUUUUUGCAAUCACAUUUGGAAAAAAAGGUGAGUAGAGAGUCCUACUUUCCCUACUUUUAGGCUCUGAAAAUCCCUACUUUUCCCUA
Molecule: messenger RNA, 3325 nt
Organism: Ruditapes philippinarum (Manila clam)
Lineage: Eukaryota; Metazoa; Mollusca; Bivalvia; Venerida; Veneridae
Exons: 2
Coding region: 502-1029 (175 amino acids)
Source: RefSeq, a predicted model, not a curated record